Molecule: messenger RNA, 2161 nt
Organism: Bufo bufo (common toad)
Lineage: Eukaryota; Metazoa; Chordata; Amphibia; Anura; Bufonidae
Gene: TUBGCP4
Product: tubulin gamma complex associated protein 4
Exons: 18
Coding region: 97-2097 (666 amino acids)
Biological process (GO): spindle assembly; cytoplasmic microtubule organization; meiotic cell cycle
Cellular component (GO): gamma-tubulin complex; spindle pole; centrosome
Molecular function (GO): gamma-tubulin binding; microtubule minus-end binding
Source: RefSeq, a predicted model, not a curated record
UAGUUUUGAAGCUGAGGGCUGGCGGGCUGUGGAGGCGGCAGGGACUGAUGUAAACAUUGCAGUGCAUCGCGGUUCCCGGUGUCUGGGCCCGUGGAGAUGAUUCACGAACUUCUCCUGGCUCUGAGCGGCUAUCCCGGCAGCAUCUUCACCUGGAAUAAGCGGACGGGCCUGCAGGUUUCCCAAGAUCUGCCAUUUCUUCAUCCUGGAGAAACCAAUGUACUGAACCGUCUCUGCAAGUUAGGGACGGACUAUAUUCGCUUCACGGAGUUCAUUGAACAGUACACUGGGCAUGUCCAGCAGCAGGAUCACCACCCAUCCCAGCUGGGGCAGGUUGGUCUGCAUGGAAUAUACUUGAGGGCUUUUUGCAGAGGAUUAGAAUCGAUUCUUCAGCCCUACAGACAAGCUUUAUUAGACUUGGAGCAAGAGUUCUUGGCUGAUCCACAUCUUUCAGUAUCCCACAUUAACUACUCCCUUGAUCAGUUUCAUCUCCUCUUUCCAUCAGUAAUGAUUGUGGUGGAGCAGAUCAAGAGCCAGAAGAUUCAUGGCUGCCAACUUUUGGAAACGGUUUACAAACACAGCUGUGGGGGGCUUCCUCCAGUCCGCAGUGCGCUUGAAAAAAUCCUAGCUGUAUGUCAUGGGGUCAUGUACAAGCAGCUUUCAGCUUGGAUGCUUCAUGGACUUCUCUUGGACCAGUAUGAGGAGUUUUUUGUCAAACAAGGACCGUGCUCUGGCAAUGCCUCUGCCCAGUCUGAAGAAGAAGAUGAUGACUUAGGUAUUGGGGGCCUCACUGGGAAACAGCUACGGGAGCUGCAAGACUUGCGGCUUAUUGAAGAAGAGAACAUGCUGGCUCCAUCCCUCAAGCAGUUUUCUCUGAGAGUUGAAAUGCUGCCAUCUUAUAUCCCUGUACGAGUUGCUGAGAAGAUUUUAUUUGUUGGAGAAUCGGUCCAAAUGUUUGAAAAUCAAAAUUCUAAUAUGACAAGAACAGGUUCUAUAUUGAAAAACCAGGAAGAUAGAUUUGCUGCAGAAUUGCAUCGGUUGAAGCAGCAACCUUUGUUUAGCCUGGUGGAUUUUGAGUCAGUUCUUGACAGGAUCAGAAGCACUGUAGCAGAGCACUUGUGGAAUCUCAUGGUGGAAGAAUCUGAUUUGAUAGGGCAGUUAAAGAUUAUAAAAGAUUUCUACCUGCUAGGAAGAGGUGAAUUGUUUCAGGCUUUCAUAGAUAUAGCCCAGCACAUGCUGAAAACACCGCCUACAGCCGUCACAGAACACGAUGUUAACGUAGCCUUCCAGCUCUCAGCGCAUAAGGUUUUACUCGAUGAUGACAACAUUCUCCCCUUGCUCCAUUUAACCAUUGAUUACCAUGGAAAGGAGCAGAAAGACCUGUCUCAGCCUCGUGAAGGUCCUUCACGUGAUGCAUCUCCAAGGGAGGCUCCUACUUCUGGCUGGGCAGCUCUUGGACUGUCCUAUAAGGUGCAGUGGCCAUUACACAUUCUCUUCACUCCAGCUGUGUUAGAAAAGUACAAUGUAGUUUUCAAGUACUUACUUAGUGUCCGGCGUGUGCAGUCAGAACUUCAGCACUGUUGGGCUCUACAGAUGCAAAGAAAACAUUUGGAAUAUAAUAGAACAGAUGCAAUUAAGUGUCGACUGCGGAAUCACAUGGCAUUUCUAGUGGACAAUCUUCAAUAUUACUUGCAGGUAGAUGUGUUGGAAUCUCAGUUUUCACAGCUCUUAGAGCAGAUCAACUCAACCCGAGAUUUUGAGAGUAUUCGCCUGGCUCACGACCACUUUCUCAGCAAUCUCCUGGCCCAGUCCUUCAUCUUAUUAAAACCUGUUUUUCAUUGUCUAAAUGAAAUCUUAGAUUUGUGUCAUAGCUUCUGCUCUCUAGUCAGCCAGAACCUGGGUCCUCUAGAUGAACGUGGUGCUGGUCAGCUGGAUAUCUUAGUUAAAGGUUUUAGUUGCCAGUCUUCACUACUCUUCAAAAUCCUUUCAAGUGUCCGCAACCAUCAGAUCAAUCCUGACUUGGCACAGCUCCUACUGCGAUUAGAUUAUAAUAAGUAUUAUACACAAGCUGGAGGCACAUUGGGCAGCUUUGGAUUAUGAACAGGAUGACGUCAUGGAUCUGAUUAGUCUUCAAGAAAGAAAUUCAAGGUUGUGAUUGAAGCUA